GCUGCUGCUCGAAUGCGGCAGAGCGCGCGAUACUGGCGCCCUGACGAUUCACACGGAAAAACCGACCGAGAAAACCGAUAUAGCUAUGUGAAACAUUCCAACUGGAACAUUUUUUCAAUAUGAAAUACAAAAUCUUGAAGAGUGAAAGAAAUUGAGACGAUUAAGAACACGUAUGUAUAACAAGAAUUUGAUGACUCUCUGAUUACGUCUGGUGUUUGCAGACAAUUGAUAUGUCUACUAAAGUCGACGUUCGACCGAGACGAGUAUUAAAAGGAGGGAAGUUUGUAUUGUUAUGUACUUAGUUUUAUAAGAAGUAUAACGCGUAAUUUUAUUGAAUUUAAUUGAAUCGUCGAUAAUUUCUUUAAAACAUCGAAGCAAGAGAGGCGCUAGAUCAGUUAGGUACGCGACUGCCCAUCGUUACACGUGUAUAUAAUACAGGUGCGCUUAUGUGUGCGCGUUAAGAAGCAUUAAUUAGUAACGCCAGGGAAAUUAACGCCUUGCCAGCGAUCAUUAUCCCCGAAGUUGAAAGUGCAGCACUCUGUGGACGCAUUUUGUUCGCAGGUAGGAGAACGGAGGAAAGGGUUCGUUACGAAAGAAUCCUGGGAGAGAAAAAUUCCGCGGGACAUGAAUGAAUGACGGCGCGUCAACUUGAUACAGGACUGCUCGCGGCAAGGGCAGAGGCCAUGAGGCCUGUUGAUUGGCCGGCCUUUGAAGGGGCAAGUUUGGUCAGGGGCCGCGAGAGUGCGCGUCCCGCGCGCACUCGUGUUAGAUCUCGAUGGCGACCAAGAUGUGCCUGAGAGACGAGCCGCGAAAUGCCUAGCCGUGCAGUGUCCGAUAUCCCGUGAAUCCGCAGCGGUCCCCGUUUGCACGAAGCGACUGGGUUUAUUGCUUUUGAUGGCCCUCCUCGUGUCAAGCACCGUCGAUUGUUGAUCGGCCGCGGGUGGUGUAUAUGUAUUUCGUCGCGAGUGUGGUGCGUGUGUGCGUCGUGUCCAAGUGUCGAGAGUUCACGCCGAAUCAUCAUCGUCGUCGUCGCCGUCGCUAGAGGAGAACGAGAAAGUAAGGACGAGAGAGAGAGAGCUACGAUGUGUCUGCGUUUCAGCCCGUACCAUUUUCCCAUCGAUAGUUGACAUUCCCGAGCAUGGAACGUCGGUCUCACCGGAGAGACGCAUCGUCAUCGCGGCAUUAGCAAAUACAAGAAGCACCGUCGUCGGAUAUACCCGCGCUGACGACGAUGGACUCGCGCGGCAACGGAGUGAACGAGAGAAAAUUUCGGUGUGGAAACGUUAAAUCGAAAUGAAGCGCGAUGGAGCGGAGGGACGAAGGAACCUUUGGUAAAGAGAAUGACACGAAGAACGGGGGAGCAAGAGAAACGAGAAAUGUCGCUCAUCACCUAUUCUCCUCCCGGUCGUUCUUCCUUCCUGGCUGCAGCCUGUGUUUUUCGGACAGUUCCGAGUACAGCGAGCCGGCGAUCGCCGACGCAGCAAUCUAAGACGCGAAAAAGAGGAGGUUUGGAUUAACCAUGUCUACUAAGCGGCGUCGUGGGCCUAAAUUAAAUAUAAAGCGUAAAAUAAUACGUGAGGGCCAUAAUAGAUAGGAUGAGUGGAUCUCGGCAGAACGAAGCUCGUUGCUUCAAUGAAAACUCUCCACGGCCACCUGUGCCUGGGGAGGAAACAGGAAACUACGUCAGCAGGUUCCGUCCACAGAGUCCAACUCUGACCCCUAGGCGUUCUUCUCUUGCAACACCAACAGCUUCUUCGGGUUGCGAUGCUUCGGCACCUCUGGGAUUCGAACCGGAAGGUUGUUGUAGCAGUGCAACCAUGGAAAGUGACUCCUCGCCUGCUUGCUUGCGGUGGGCCAGGAACCUGCAUUCCCUGCUGCAGGAUCCAGUCGGUUUGGAAUUGUUCAGAAAAUACCUGGAUCAGGAAGGGAAGCCCCAUGCCAAUCCUCUCAACUUUUGGUUCGCCUGCGAGGGUCUCAAGGAGCAAAACGAUCCCGAGAAGAUCCAUCAAUUGGUCAAGCUCAUCUACAGAAAGUUCUUCCUCAAGUCGCAGUUAGCCAUACCAGAAGAUGUAUGCAAAGAGGCUAAUCGUCGGGUCAAAGAGGGCCGGGUUGACGAGAAAGUGUUCGAUGCUGUACAGUUGGAAGUCGAACGUCUCAUUAACGAGACGACCUAUCCAAACUUUCUUCGAUCCGACAUGUAUCUCCAAUACGUUCAGUCCUGCCAAAACCCGGACUCUGGCGGAUGCCCUAGCUCCUCGGGGUCCAGCCGAGAGAUGUCCGUCUCCUGCGGGCCAAGCUUGUUGCCCACUGUCCACGAGGACAGUGAAUUCGUUAGUUCCGUACAUAGCUCGCAUUCAGCUAGCGAAACGCCUGGGGAAUUGAGGGGUGAGCUGAGAUUGACCAAAGAUAUGCUUAUGGCUACCCAAGAAACGAGGGCGAUGGAUCUUCGACGAAAGCCAGAAGCGUAUGCCGGCAUUUAUUUGCAACAUGGAACUAGUCCAUACCACAUGCUCGCACCCAGACUGCACGCACUAUAUUCCUCGUACAACCCAGUAUCCAGACAGGAUUCAGAACUUCAAAGCUUGAGCAGUGAUGCACGAACUGAAUCCGACAAUAUGUCGCUCACCGAUUCAUCAGUAGAUGGAACCUCAAUGAGUAAACAACGAAGUAAAAAGCAGUAUAUAAGACAUUGUAGAGCUAUAAAAGAUUCAGCUAGUUUAAAUCGCGACUCGCUGGCGCAUCAUACUAUCAUCCCGCGUACGCAGCGAGCACCGCGCGACCUCACGCAUCCUCUGAAACCGGCGGAAUUUGCUCAAGUGCUAAUCGGGAAAUUGGAGAACGUUAAACGCGAACGGGAAACACAGGAGAAGCUCGACAGGCAUCUGCAAGAGAGCGAGGCGAUUAACAAGGACGCGCUGACUGACGCGUUGACGGAGAAGCUGAUGAUACAAGAGGACAACGAUCAGGCGAUCCUGGACCAGCACGUGUCGCGGGUUUGGUCGGAUCUGACGCCCUGUCGAUCGCCCGGCGGUCUCUCGUCGUCGAGGCUGCAUUCGCCUGAGAGAAGACGCUCUACGCACAAUUAUCCGCGGCCGUACAAGCAGAGGAAAGAGAAGGACGUGUUCUCCACGUUCUCAGCGGACAGCGGUAACAUUCACGACUUUCAAGAAGGCAGCGAUCUCGUUGGGGCUGGCUCUAUGAGUUCACUGGGAUCUCACUUGCCUAAAUCUAAAUCCGUGCCAUCCGAUUACGCCGAUUCCCUCCAUAAACAGGACCUGUAUCUUCAGGGUCACGAUCAAAGGUUUCGAAGGUCGGACAUGACCAGAAGGUCGGCCACGAAGAAGUCUAUGACGGAAUUAACCGACAGCGGUGUGAGCGUCGUGAGUGACGCGCCGCCGUCGGCAAUUAGCAAGGAUAUUAUAUCGUGGCUUAAAGAAAGUGACAAGAAGGCGGACGUGAAGCACAGCCGACAUGGAAAGAAGUACGGUUCUCGCAGCGGCUCCUUGGAACGAACGAGCAGGGAGACGUGGGGCGUCCCUGCUCAACCUUUCGUAGCUGAUCCGGGAAUGCCACCUUUACCGCAACCUCACACGGCAACCCAGUUAGAAGAAGCGAGAAGGAGAUUAAUAGAGGAAGAUAGGGCACGUUCGAGUUGCAAACAACGUUAUUCUAAUAUUUCUAAACAGUCGUCGUACGAGCCUACAAUGCAAAGUCAAUCUAAUAUCCAGUCGAAUCAGUCAACGUUGAAGAAAACGAAACAAGAUAUCGGAGAUUUUACCACCGUUGUGUUCUAUUUCUGUGACGAACAGUUUCCUUAUAGGACUAAAAUUCCUGGUCAUAACGUCACUUUAAAACAAUUUAAAGAAUACCUUCCUAAAAAAGGCAGCUAUCGAUAUUUCUUUAAAACUGAGGACUGCGAGGAUCUGGACGCCAGGGUUAUCCAAGAGGAAAUAACCGACGAUUCGGAGGUUUUACCGUUAUGGGAAGGUAAAGUCAGGGCGCAAGUCAAGGCGCUGGAGUGAUAGACUGAAACGCAAGGAUAUUCUGGAUGACAAAUGAAAAUGGAACGUGCUAAACUCGGAACAAGUGCCGCAACUAUGUUUAUUUAAGAGGACCAGCAUUCUAUAAGAGAACCACAAUAAGGCAAUAUUCGGUGUUAGUUUAUUGAAAUUGCUGAGACGGUUUCUUCCGCCCAAGCUUACCAAGCAAGUGCUUUUAAUCAAUGAAACGAAAACGGAAACCUGUCGAACGAGCAAACUUGGUAUACGUUUAUCGGCUGAACAGGAAAGAAGGGAAAUGGAAAUGUCUAGAUUUUGUGAAGUAUUUGUCACAGGAUUAACAUUUCGUUCGUCAUUUCCUCUACGCCAACUUCUUCGUCCGGCAAUACCGCUUCGUAUUAUUUUCUUAGAACAAUGAAAACUACGCAUUGCCCUUUUGAUUCUCUACGAUUUCAGUUAAGACUUCCUAACAAGAAUUAAGAGGUUUUGCUACGAGUGAAACAAGCAGAAAUUGAAUUAAUAGCAAUAAAAAGUUGAUCGCAUUAAAUUUUCAUAAACAGUAUUCAUCUGACGGUAACAGGGAUUCGACAGAAACGGAAUAUUAGCAGAAUGUUCGUUUCCGAUUAAUUUGGACAGGUUGCAAGCAACGCCAGGGAAAAAUGUAAGCUGUGUAUAUUGAUUGAAUAAUUUCUUCCUCUUAAAGACUUCCCAUAGUUUUCCAAACGAUUGUACAAAGGCCCGCGUAGUUUCGCCUUAGUAAGGUCCGUAUAGGCCCUAGACUUACAUAGAAAAAGGGACAUUAUCACAAAUUAGUUUGUAAGGGGAUAUAUUACGUGCAUUAUAAAUACACACCACUCUGUUUAAUAUACGUAAUAUAUCGCGCAUUCGAGGAUACCGUGAGGAAAAAAAAUAAUAAUUAAGAACGCAGAUGUUUUAUUGUACCACCAUUAUCAUCCAUUUUGACAUAUUGUAAAAUAAACUCCUGCAUAAUUCAUAAACCAUGUAACUGAGAAAAAGAAGUUGGGAUCGCGCAACAAACACACACACAUACACACACACCCACGCAGAUAUGCAAUUGGCAUCGGGGAAACAAGUACUUUGGUGGAAAAAAAAAUGAUUAAUUAGUGUCUAGACCGUAACGAUGUGUUAUCAGGUGCGAAAAAUUGUGCCUUUUUAGUGCAGUAAGGUCGAAGUAAGCCUAAGGAAAAAAAAAUGGUUAAGAGAUACUUAUUAAAUUGGAGGCCCUAGCGGGCCUGAUAUCGAGAGGAUAAAUUUGAUACAUCGAGCGUUUUGUAUAUAUUUUUUUCCAAAAACUUCAUCGUAGUCUUUGCAAGCUUAAUCAUUAUAGCGAUCGUUACAAUGCUAAAAGGAAUAUUAUCAGCAUUGCGUUACUUCGUUUUGAAACGUCUACGCGUUUCCCGGUAUCGAUUUUUCGUCGAUAUCUCCUCUACGACCUUUACUUUUCCUUUUUUCUCUUUCUCUUUCUCUCUCUCUGUCUUUAACGAUUCUGUUACGUGGUGAACAGCAGGUGGGGAAAUGAGUUAAAAGAUCGAACGUGUGAUCGAAUCUUCUCGAAUGGCCUUCGCACACUGGUUCGAUUGUUGUAAUAGUCGUAGGAGCUCGCUUCCUAAGCAAAUGAAUUGUAAUACUAAUGACGGAACGAAACAGACGACGAAAAUGUAGCAUCUACAUUUGACUUGAAAUGAAAAUGAAAUCGAUACGACGCUGAGGCUGGAGGCGAUGCACCGUGCCCGAUGACGGUUUAUUGUAUGUAAUUGAUUAUCUUUAAUUAAUACCACGAAUGAUAAAGUGUUCCUGUACCUAAUUAAUUAAUAAUGAUUAUUAUUGUAUAUCAAAAGUAUUGAGAAUAAUAAUGCCAUUUUCACUGGAUUA
Molecule: messenger RNA, 5891 nt
Organism: Ceratina calcarata
Lineage: Eukaryota; Metazoa; Arthropoda; Insecta; Hymenoptera; Apidae
Gene: Axn
Product: protein axin
Exons: 10
Coding region: 1596-4022 (808 amino acids)
Biological process (GO): positive regulation of proteasomal ubiquitin-dependent protein catabolic process; negative regulation of canonical Wnt signaling pathway; cell development
Cellular component (GO): nucleus; beta-catenin destruction complex; plasma membrane
Molecular function (GO): ubiquitin protein ligase binding; beta-catenin binding; protein kinase binding
Source: RefSeq, a predicted model, not a curated record